Messenger RNA from Daphnia pulicaria, 1520 nucleotides. Its product is annotated as WSC domain-containing protein 2-like. The record is from RefSeq and is a predicted model, not a curated record. The coding region runs from base 204 to 1397 and encodes 397 amino acids. The transcript is spliced from 5 exons. NCBI's taxonomy places the organism in Eukaryota, Metazoa, Arthropoda, Branchiopoda, Diplostraca, Daphniidae. Gene Ontology annotation, molecular function: sulfotransferase activity.
UAUUUUAGACCCUGGUAAAAGUUCAACGGCCGGGAGGAUUGGUCUUCAGCCCAGCAGCACAGCAACUCCGGCGUUUGAGAUAUCGCAAGUUUUCGGGAAAAGUUUUGGUCGUGACCGGCGGGCAGCAGUGAGGAGUUGUCUUCUGCCAUGGUCAGUUCUUCUGCCACAUCAGAUCGAACGAGCAGCACUACCGUGUCACAAAAAUGUUCCACAGACGCCGUUUGAGCGUUUUGCAGUACGUGUUGCUGGGCAUUUUCUUCGGAUCGUCCGUCUACCUGUGGACGAAUCGAAUUGGCGUGACCCGACCGUUCAACGUCAUUCAUCUCCUGCAAAAUGAGAAUUUACUUCAGGAAACGGAAGAAAGUACUAGCGGAGAUAAACUUGCCGAUGGAUUGCUGGCGGAUGACAACAGCAUCCAACCGAUGGCCGAUCCGCUAUCGAUCAACGUAUGUCCCGAUCCGACAGUUGCAUCACCUAUCGCUCCGGUUGGGAUCGAGCCAUUCCCGGAGUUGAAACUGGACGAAGACGACGGCGAUUUGAAUCGAACACUUGAUUGGCUGGAUUUGUGGAAUGAGGAUGGCAAUUGCACUAAAUACGAAUCGCGAGUGCUUCAACCAGGUAGUCAACCUCAAACCGGUGCUCUAGUCUCUUUCCCCGGCAGUGGCAAUUCGUGGCUCCGGAUGCUUCUGGUUGGCGUUACAGGUGUCUUCAUCAGUUCCAUUUAUCCUGGUGAAGAUUCACAAUUUAAAUCGAAAGCCAACACGAGUUAUCAGAUUCCAGUGAACUGUGGAUGCACUUUAUUGCAAAAGACUCACGACUUUUCUCUGGAUGCUGUGCUGUACCGUUUGCCCGAAGCGCAAAGAACAAAGACGCUGGAGGAAUUCAAAGGCAAAGGCAUUCUGAUCAUUCGCAAUCCGUUCAAAGCCAUCCGCUCCUAUCGUAACUUUGAGUACUCCGGAAUGGUGGGAGCGGGAGUCGCACCCGAAAACGCAUUCACAGGCGAAAAAUGGGACAAUUUUGUCAGUCGGUCUGUGGCUGGAUGGGAGACGUUGGCGUCGGUGUGGAUCCGCGGAUUGAAACAGGGAGGUGUCAUUUACUACGAACGUUUACACCGGGAAACUCGAUCGGAAUUGAAGCGUUUGCUUAAGAUGCUCGGUCUGAGAUACGACAAAGAUCGACUCGAAUGCGUGUUGCGUCACACUGCCGAUAAUUCGUUCAAGCGCGAAUCGAACAACGCUACACAGACCGAGGAUCCUUACACGGCCAGUCAGAGAUUGCUGAUUCACAAGGCUAUUGACAGUGUUCAACUCGUGUUGAAAGAACGCGGUCUGGACCCACUUCCUGUUCAGUAUUACGACUUUUACGACAUAACACCCGAAUACGGAAUUCCAACUUAAUAAUCCGACCAAUGGUGUUUCUUACCGUACGUUCAUUAUAAUUAAUGAAUGUCCAUCUUGUCACAAGAACUAGGAUUUGCAUAUCGCGAUAAAAUAAAAGGGUUAAUUGAUCGUUUUUCUUAA